GCGCACGGUCAAAAUGGCGUUUGUUUUUUUCUUAUCAAUGCGAACAAUGAUUUUUCGUUGGUGAUUCUGGAAAGAAAAAGUGGUUGAUGAAGAUAAUUUUUUCACAAUGACUUCAAAAACUGAUCCUAAUAAUGCUGAAUCAGAUGCCCAGAAGGCAGAAGAAAAGGCUAGUAAAGAAGAGUUAGUGGAAGCCAAGAUGAGAAUAAUCCGAAAGAAAAAUGAAGAUCUCAUGAGAAGACAAAAGGAGAUUGAAGAAGACCGUAAAAAUGCCGAUGUGUACAGCAAGUUAGUAGAAAUAAAGAAGCAACAUGGGAGUGGUACAUCAGGAGUGAACAAGGAUUCAUCACAGCCAGGAGGGGUGGCUGGAAGAGGGAGAGGUAGAGGCAGAGGGCUAAUGUUGCAGGAAAUGCGGAAAGAAACACUGAAAGCCAAGCAGUGGGAGGCCAAACGGAAAGAAAAUGUUGUAAAGGAAGAGGAGGAGAGGAAACAAGGAAGUAGGAAUCCCAACUCUGCGAGCAGGUUUCUGAUGGAUGACAAGCGAGUGGAUAUGUCCAAAAUGACAGGGCGGAAUGAGCACUCUUGGGGUGGAGCUAAUUUCAACAAAGCUGCCAGUCGAAUGCAAAGGGAGAAGGAAGGGUUUCGACCAGGCAGAAAUAGAGAUAAUAUGGAAAUGACUAUGUCAGGGAAAGAGCGGCAACAGUAUCGUGAGUGGAAGGAUGAGAGAAAGAAGAUUGAUGAAGAAAGGAAAGCUCGUCAGAAGAAGGCUGGAAACUGGAGCCGUACAUGGGAUCAGAAAAAGGUCUGGGAUGCAAGACGGAAGAUGUGGGUAUUUGAAGAAUCUGGGGACAAUGGGAGGAAUAUGAGACAUCAUGAUGGUCAUGGUCGUGCAGAAGACUGGGGCAUUGAUAGUAGGGGGAACAAUUACCACAGAGAAAACAGAGGUCAUUAUAAAGGAGGAGGAUUUAGACAGUAUGACAACCAUGAAACCCGAGCUUCUGAAAUGCAACGAGGUAGCAGUCAAAGUGAAGUUUUGGAAAAAAAGAGUACCACAUCAAAAACUGAAACAGAAACUAGAGCAAGACACAACCAGGAUGGCACAGCUAAUGGUGAGGGCACUGGGGAAGAGAAUUGGGAUGAAGAACCAACUGUACCUCUGCAUCAAAAGAAAGAAGAAGAGAGUUUAGAUGCUGUUAUGGAAACAUCAACUGACAAUUCACAAAGAAUUGAUAAACCCAAACCUCAAAAAGAACGAAAGGAACAAAGACGUAGUGAUAAGCAUGGUAAUAGUGAAGAUAGUCAGAAAAAUCAGCAAUCUGCAGCAGAAGUGACAAGUGACAAACCACAUAGUGGAACUUCUCAGCAAGAACUUCAGGAAAGCUUACAAGAUGAUUUUGCUGUUAAUGAAGAUUCUCAAGUGCAGCCUGAAUCCACAACUACCAAAGAUUCAUCCCUGUCAGUCAUAUCAGCUCUGCAUGAAUCUCCAGGAGAUAAGAAGGAGGCAGCAGUUGAAUGCAAGGAUCAAAUCAAAAACUUGCAUGAGGAAAGUGAAGGGGCACAAGUCAAUCUAGAAGAUGUAGAAACUGGUGAAAGAGCUAAUGACAUAGUUACAACAGACAGUGAUAAAGAUAAACAAGAAUGCUCACCACAAAAUCCAGCACAUAAAAAACAAGAUAUUUCUAUUGAUCAUUCAGCACAGCAAGAACACAGAGAUGACAGUGCAAACUCUGUUCAUAACGAUACAAUGCUUGCAGAAACGGCAAAUUUGCCUAAACUUAAGACAGACAAAAAAGUUUCUGACACCAAAGAAAACAAUCAGGAAAUGAAAUCAGAUACAGAAGUUGCCAGUGUGAUACAAGCAUCUGCAUCAGAUGCUGACACUCCACCUACACCUGAUUUUCUGAAACUGGAGCAGGACCUUGACUGGGGUGAAAUUGAGAUUGAUGAGGAAAAAAUUGUUGAGAGAUGGUAGUUUUUAAAAUCGAACAGUUUAAGUCACAGGUAGUGUUUUGCUCUGGACAACCCAGCUAUAGGCAUACCCUUUGCUCAAAUUUCCUAGAAUUUCCUUCACAUUGUUUAAGGGCACAAUCAAAUCUCCAUUUUUGUAGUGUAUCUGGUCUAUUUGUAACCAUGGGUAAACAAGUAUUUGUAAUCAGAAAAAGUCUUACAAUUUGUUAUUACACCAAGUGUAAUCCUAACAAGACAGUUUGUGAGAUAAUCAUGGCAAUUAAUAUUUUGCCAAGUCAGUUUUACAUUGCCCUCUCCUGGGUAAGUUUUUUUUUAUUUUUGUGAGGCUACAGUUCCCUUGUCCUCCCCUCUUCAGGCUCUGAAAAUAUUCCAGCUUCGAUGCCUGUAUACCCUUCCAACAAAAAUGAGUUUGGAUAUGAAAUUAGAACAGUUUUUAGCCCUGGGGAAUGAAGUGGCCACAGCCUUUCUAUAAAUCAUGGUGUGUCCAUGUAUUGAGAUGUAUAUUUCUUAUUAGACAAUUUGGUUUGCAGUAUAGCUGAGUAUUUUUACGAGUUCUGCCAUAUUUUGACAAGCCCUUGUAAUGAGUGAAAAUGUAAUGCACCAAACAUCUAAUAAGUUAUUUAUUAUUCAAUUGCCUUAUUUUUGUGCGUUUCGUCAAAGGUGGUAAAAAACAAAGCAGAUAGAGAAGCUUUGCACAUGCAGUUGACCAUCAAAUAGGUUUUUUUACAGUUACAAAAUAACCAACUGUUCAAAUAUUGUGUGAUAUUUUUACUAGAUGGGUGCAUUAUUUCUACUCUACUCAGUGCAGUUGGAUAAUAGUGCUGGUUAAAUAAUAAUGAGAUUUUUAUUUCACUUUUAAUCACAGUAUGUCUUUUCAACACGCAUAAAAUAUUUGUUACCAUUUUAAUUAAGAGAUGAAAAGUAGUUUGCUAGUCUGCAACAGAUCCCAAUAGAAUUGUCAAAAUUGUUAAGUACUUUUCAGCUUAAUUUUACACCAAUAUGAUAUAAAAUAAAUUAUAGA
Pocillopora verrucosa is the source of this 2986-nucleotide messenger RNA. RefSeq names its product coiled-coil domain-containing protein 9-like. Lineage: Eukaryota; Metazoa; Cnidaria; Anthozoa; Scleractinia; Pocilloporidae. The record is from RefSeq and is a predicted model, not a curated record.